This is a messenger RNA of Notolabrus celidotus (New Zealand spotty), 2872 nucleotides long. RefSeq names its product neuropilin (NRP) and tolloid (TLL)-like 1, like (gene neto1l). Bases 136 to 1806 code for a protein of 556 amino acids. The transcript has 13 exons. The record is from RefSeq and is a predicted model, not a curated record. Lineage: Eukaryota; Metazoa; Chordata; Actinopteri; Labriformes; Labridae. Gene Ontology annotation, molecular function: protein binding.
CAUGGGAGCCGGAUGCUACAAGAGUUCAGUGUACUGUUAGCAGCUCUGGCCUGAUUUGAGGGAGCUGACACACUUUGUAUUCCCAAAUCUAAAUGGAAUUAGUUGAGUCUGAAGCCGUUUGUGAAAGGAACAGACAUGGUACAUGGGCACAGCAUCCCUCACGUUGUUGCAAGUCUUCUCAUACUUGGGUUGUCUGGGGCAACAAGAAAGGAUACAGCAGUGAAAAACAAUUCUGGAGUAAAGCCUGCUGGUCAGUGUGGAACGUGGGUGAAAGAACCAGAAGGAGGGAUCUUUACGUCUCCCAAUUACCCAAACAAAUACCCCCCAGACACAGAGUGUGUUUACAUCCUUGAAGCUCCCCCGAGGCAGUGUAUCGACCUACACUUUGAGGAGAAUUAUUCCAUUGAGUCCUCUUGGGAAUGUAAAUUUGACAACAUCGAGGUUCGGGAUGGACCGUUUGGCUUCUCCCCAAUACUUGGACGGUACUGCGGUCAGCAAAGCCCGCCUGACAUCAGGAGUAGCGGCCGAUAUCUAUGGAUAAAAUUUGUAACAGAUGGUGAACUGGAAGCAGUGGGAUUUUCAGCAAAUUACAACUUCACUGCAGAUCCGGACUUUGCAGACUUGGGAGUCCCCCCGCCUCUGCCCUCCUGUCAGUAUGACAUGGUUGGGCCAGAAGGUAUCGUUGAGUCCCAUCAGAUCACCAGAGAUGGGAAGGCAGGCGCCACCGAGGCCGUGGACUGUAAAUGGUACAUCCGGGCUCCGCCGCGCUCCAAGAUCUACCUGCGUUUCCUCGACUACGAGAUGGCCAACUCCAAUGAAUGCAAGCGCAACUUUGUGGCAGUGUAUGAUGGCGGCAGCUCUGUGGAAGACCUGAAGAGCAAGUACUGCUCCACGGUGGCCAACGACCUCAUGCUGGUUUCCACUCUGGGCGUCAUCCGCAUGUGGGCGGACGAGGCCAGUCGUAAGAGCCGCUUCCGGAUCCUUUUCACAACCUACCAAGAACCUCCAUGUGAUGCAGAUGCCUUCUUCUGUCACAGUAACAUGUGCAUCAACAACACGCUGGUGUGCAACGGCAUGCAGAACUGUGUCUACCCCUGGGAUGAGAACCAAUGUAAAGAAAAGAGGAAAGCCAACAUCCUGGACAACCUGAACAACACAAACGGAACGAUUAUCGGUGUCACUUGUUGCAUCGUCCUCAUCCUCCUCAUCGUCUCCGUCAUCGUCCAGAUCAAGCAGCCACGUAAAAAGUACAUCCUGCGGCGUGAGGACUUUGAUCCCACCAUGUUCCAGGAGGUUUUCGAGCCACCUCAUUACGAGCUGUGUACGUUACGGAGCGCCACCGCAGCCGCAGCCACCUCAGCGGACUUAGUCGACCUAGCUGAAGACUUUGAGAACUACCACGCCCUCCGCCGUGCCUCCUCCCGCUGCGUCCACGAUCACCACUGCGGCUCCUCCUCCAACCCCGGCUCCGCCCACAUAUCCCAGCUGUCACUCAGUGGACGAGGCAGCCGGGGGAACUUGAGCGCUCGAGACGCUGCGGCGGCUACCAUCCUCACAGACCUUCCACAGCCGCCCAUGUCGGUGCGGCCCUUGCUGCCGACCACAGGAAACCGCAGGAGCAUCUUGGUCAUGAAGCACAGCUACUCGCAAGACGCCGCGGACACUGGAUGUGACCUGGACGACGACCUGGACGAAGUUCCCACUACCAGCCACCGGCUUUCACGCCACGAAAAGGCAGUACAGCGGUUCUGCCUCAUUGGCUCUUUGAGCAAACAUGAAUCAGAGUACAACACAACUAGGGUCUAAGAGACAAUCUCAAGACUUCUUGAGAAUAGUGCAAUCCUGGAUCAGUACGAACGGGCGUCACUGAAAUAUGAGAAAACGGAGCGGAGAUUUACACCAGCAUGAUGCUGAUGAUGAUGAUGAUGAUGAUGAAGGGACACUUUGCUGACAGUACACUGAAUUUGUGGGACUAGAUGAAAAUCCUUCAGCUGCAGUGCUGUGAGAUUAUUGAAACAAGUCAGCUCUGUCUGUACUGGAGUCAUUUUUGUCUCACUAAACACAAAGGACCUUCCCAACGAGCUCGACUAUUCAUAACUGAGACUUUAAAUUUGGUAUGUUAGCUGGAAACAUCUGUCACUGUCAUAGAUCUCUCACUUAUACCAAAAUGAAUGUGAUCAAACAUCUUUCAGCUCAUUUUUAAUUAAGCAUGUAUUCUUUUAAAUAACGGCGAACAUAUGAUUUUAAUGGCUCAUCAUAGAUGCUUGCAGUUUGUCAUUUCUUAGAAGAGUUUUAGAGAAAAGUUGACUUUAUUAAGAACUAACCUGAAUAGAUCUAACACUGUCAGAGUAACCUGAAGGAGUUUAAUUUGGCUAACAAUAAAAUGCCGAGUGGCUUGUGCAUGCUUAUUUUAUACCCAUAAAAGCAUUAACACACUAACAUUAAGGAAUAAAAAGCCCCCAUUUACUAACACAUAACUCAUGUAGACAUGAAAAGGGUGAAAAAGCAUCAUCAAAGUUUAAGGCAUUGCAUGUCGUCACCUAGCUUGGUCGAAGAGAGCUGCGCAAGAACAUUUCAACAUUUUCUGUUCAGAACAAACUCCCUUUAAAAUCCUUUGACUAACUCUUUGGCAGGCUGUUUGUUCAGUUUCUCUUUCUGAUUGGCGAUGUAUUUACGUCAUGUCUGUUUGUCUUCUCUCUUCUACUGUAGGAGCUUAAUAUCUUUGUAUUAAAAUAAACUUUUCUACUAGGGCUAAUUGAAAGGAUGACAGUUUUUACAGUUACUCCAGUGACCUUUCAGGGCUGAUUUUACUGAUGCUUUGUAAAAUUAAAAACAAUAAAGCUUCACAUUUUCUUUGUUUUGUUGAAUUUGA